GAAUACAUACAUAUACAAAUAUCUAAUUUAAAAUAAUAUGCAUAUUAGCUCCUUUUUUCCAUAAAUCCCUUAUUUUUAUGAAUUGUAAGGCCUAAUUUUGUACAGCCCUUUGUCUUCAGGGUCAAAAGUCUCACUGGUGUAAUAUCAAGGUACUCUUGGUCUAUAAUCCUGUCACUUGCAGUGAAUUUAUCAGAUAAGGUAGCUGAUGAAAGGAGGAGGUGAGCAGACCGAGAAAUGGUGUCAGACUUCGACCCCAGAGUGGAGAUCCUAACGCUGUGCUGAACUCUUCUGGUUUAGACAUGAAGAUUUGUUUUGCGCCGGCCGAUGUGCCUCUGGCUAGGAGGAUCCAGACUGCUGUCGUACUGCAGUGGGUGUUCUCUUUCCUGGCGCUCGCCCCCACCUGUAUAUUACUCUUUCUCUUGCUACUCUUCACUCGUUUCUGGCUAAUCAGUGUGCUUUAUGCCAUCUGGUGGUACAUCGAUUGGGACACACCUUCACAUGGAGGUAGAAAAGUGCCAUUUCUGUGUCGAAUGCGCAUAUGGGAGUAUAUGAGAGAUUAUUUCCCUAUAAAGCUGGUGAAGACAGCUGAUCUGGAUCCUAGGAAGAACUAUGUGCUGGGUUUCCAUCCUCAUGGUAUUCUUGUGGCUGGUGCAUUUACAAAUUUCUGCACGGAGGCGACAGGUUUUAGCAAACUCUUCCCUGGGCUGAGAAGCAACCUUCUCAUGCUUCCUCUCUGGUUCAGAGCCCCCUUCUUCAGAGACUACAUUCUGUCUGCAGGCUUGGUUCCAUCGGACAAGGAGAGUGCCAGCUAUCUGCUCCGGCAGAAGGGAGGUGGGAACGCUGUGGUCAUUGCAGUUGGCGGUGCCCCUGAGGCUUUGGAUGCCCAUCCUGGCGACCACACUGUUCACCUCGCCAAUAAGAAGGGCUUCAUUAAGCUUGCAAUAGAGCAUGGUGCAGAUUUGGUUCCUAUAUAUUCAUUUGGAGAAAACGAGGUAUUUGAUCAGGUGGAGAACCCUCAAGGCACCUGGCUGCGAUAUAUUCAAGAGCGCAUGCAACGCAUUAUGGGCAUUUCUCUGCCUCUUUUCCACGCACGAGGUGUUUUCCAGUACAGCUUCGGCCUAAUGCCCUACAGAAAACCCAUCAACACUGUUGUGGGUAGGCCAAUCCCAGUAGAGAAAAAUGAGAAACCAACGGCAGAAGAACUGGACGUGUUUCACCAGCGCUACAUGGACGAACUCAGCCGCCUGUUUGAAGAACACAAAGGAAACUAUGGAGUAGAUGAAGAUGCUCACCUGCUGUUCCAGUGAGAGGAUCUCAGAAGUGACUCUGAAAUUGUGUACGUAUGUGUUUACAAGAAAGAGAUAGAAAGACAGUUAUGUAUAUCUAGUUUAGUCUCAGUUGUAUAUUGUCAGCUUUUAAACCAUUGCUGUUUUGUUUACCAAUUGUUGAAAAUUAAAAUUUUAUUUAGUUGUUGAAAAUUAAAGUUUUUUUUUUUUUUUUUUUUUUUUACAUUUAACUUCUAAAUUAACUGGUUUUAUUCAAAUCAGAAAUAUUAUAUAAUAUGGUUGAUGCAACCUGACUUCACCAACAAAAGUUAUAACUUUUACAGUGUAUUUUCUACUGUAUGUACUUUAAUGCAGCAUGUCUGAAUAAAUCUGCACCAGUUUUACUA
Molecule: messenger RNA, 1672 nt
Organism: Carassius auratus (goldfish)
Lineage: Eukaryota; Metazoa; Chordata; Actinopteri; Cypriniformes; Cyprinidae
Product: 2-acylglycerol O-acyltransferase 2-A-like
Exons: 6
Coding region: 300-1307 (335 amino acids)
Biological process (GO): triglyceride biosynthetic process; diacylglycerol biosynthetic process
Cellular component (GO): endoplasmic reticulum membrane
Molecular function (GO): diacylglycerol O-acyltransferase activity; 2-acylglycerol O-acyltransferase activity
Source: RefSeq, a predicted model, not a curated record